This is a messenger RNA of Paramecium pentaurelia, 554 nucleotides long. The record is from the annotation of a GenBank genome assembly. Lineage: Eukaryota; Ciliophora; Oligohymenophorea; Peniculida; Parameciidae.
AUGAAUAAUCGAGAAGAAGAAAAACAGACACAAUAAAUAGACAAUACGUAAAUAUGUAAUUUAAGUAAGAGCAAAUAAUAUCGACGAGGAAUAGAGAAAAUAAUAUUUAUAGGAUUUGUAAAAACGAGUAAAGGAAUCUAGAAAACAACCUGAUUGUUUUGAAUGUUGUUUUGCAUAUUGGUUAUUUGUCUUUUUAGGAUUUGUGUUUAGACAAUUCUUCUUAAAGAAAAUAGAUGAAACACCAGAUGGUUGUGAUUUCAUUGGAUUAAUUAUAUCACUUCUAUUGAUAUUGUUUUCAUUCUCUGCUUGUUGUAGAUGCAUUGAUGGUUGUUGCAUUUUAAUACCUUGCAAAAAUACUAGUUGCUUUCAUUUAUCUUUAAGAUUCCAUGAUCUCAACAACCUAAUUAAUUUUUAGACAUGCAAAUGGGGUUUAAUUAUAUUGACCAUUAUAUGGCUACUAAAUUAUAGCUGCAUUGUAUUUUGGCCAAUGUUUAUUUUCCUAUUGAUAACAUGGAUAUUAAUAUUAGUAUGGAAGUAAAUGGAAAAUGAAUGAU